AAAAGCUUCCCCCUUGGAAGCGUUUUAUCUGCUAACCUUGGGGAGAUGUUGGCUCCUUCUUGUGGUUAGCACUUCGAGAAGUGUUUCUAUAGCGGCUCGUCUUAGAUAGCAGAGAUUGUCAGGCGCUGCAUGUGUGCCAUAAGAGACCUUACGCUGCAGCUAGCUUCCUAGCUCAGGAGCUCGCUAAGAGAGCGCGCUAACGUCAGCUAACUAAGGAUACGUAACGUUUAACAUUGGAGGGAGACAGGAGCUUUUGGGGGGUAUUUGUUAUCGCUGUGCCUACAGGACACGUUACAGAGUAUCCAAACAAGCAAGCCCGUAGAGACGCUGAAGUGAAAUCAAAGGCUACAGACGAAGAUGAACACGUCCUUCCCAUGGUUUCCCAUGAAUCUCACCUGGAGUGGGAGGGUGUUGUGAGAAGGCAGAGAGGAGAAAGGAACAAAAGGGGACUAUAAAUAAGAGUCAUGAAUCUCCAUCAGGUCCUCACAGGAGCUGUCAACCCCGGAGACAAUUGUUUCUCUGUAGGGAGCUUCAACAACGUGCCAUUCACGGCCUAUGCGUCGGGUUGUGACGUGGUUAUUUUGGGCAGUGACUUUGAGCGGCUGCAGAUCAUCCCAGGGGCCAAACAUGGCAACAUCCAGGUCUGCUGUGUCGACUGCUCGCUGCAGGGUGGACAGAUUGCAGCUUCCUAUGGAAGCAUUGUGUGCGUCUUUGAGCCUGUUCAGCAUCCAGAUCAAAAAGACACUUCACUGACUAAGUUGAACUGCCAAUGGCAGAAAACCGGUCAAUUUGUAUUAAAGUCUAUGGUACGGAACCUGGCCUGGCACCCCACAGGCAGCACACUCUUAACAGGCUCUAGUAGCCUCCAGUUAUGGUCUAAUGUUGAUGGAGUGAAAGAUGAAGCUGAGGAAGUGGGAACGCAGACAGAAAUGACCAUGAGAGACACUCAUUCUGCCUGGAGGUGCAUCUGGGAGAGCAAGAUGGCCUCUCAAGUCAGUUUAAUGAAGUUCUCUACUGAUGGGGAAUUCUUUGCUACUGCUGGUCAGGAUGACUGCCUGGUAAAGGUCUGGUACAACACCAGUAAGUGGAAGUUGGGUGUUUCCAGACUCUUCACACCUCCGGAACCAAGUGACUGUUUCCAGGGAGAGCUGGCCUUCUCCUUUGUCUACCUGGCCCAUCCCCGCUCUGUUACUGGCUUCUCGUGGAGGAAGACCAGCAAGUACAUGCCAAGAGGCGCAGUGUGUAAUGUUCUGCUCACCUGCUGCAAGGACAGCGUGUGUCGGCUCUGGGCAGAGACACUCUUGCCGGGGGACGGCCUCCUGUCUGGUUACCAUAACAACCACGCUUCUGGCCGACACAAUGACACCCCCGGAUGUACGGGCCCUUCUAGCAACACCUGCAAUGGGAAGUCGCAAGGAAGAGCAGCACAAGAAUUGAAUUUUCAAGAAUCAUUGCACGGCUCCUUUCACCGGGACGUCCCGCAGCCCUCUCAGACUGGCUGCCUGCCUCACCAUCAGAGCAGGCACUACAGGCACAAGACGAGCAGCAGCAGCAUGCCUCAUGCCAACGCUCUCUGCCACUUCCACAUCGCUGCAAGCAUCAACCCUGCCACAGACAUACCUCUGCUGCCCUCCAUCUCCUCUCUGAGUUCCGUGGAUGACGAGGAACCUGGAGGUCCGUUUACUGUCCACUGGCUCAACAACAAAGAGCUUCAUUUCACUCUAGCUAUGGAGGUCUUCCUGCAGCAGCUCCGAGGCAGCCUGGAGCAACAGGAUGAAGGCUCCCAUGAAGAGCCUGAAGAUGAGAAUAACUUUGAUGAGGAAGAUAAUAGCAGCAGGCCAAGUGACUCCCAGGGACCCGAGGCUGCAGAGCUUCCUCUGGCAGCAGUGAAGCACCAGGUGGACGUGCUGUUAGAAGAGUGGAAUAAAGGGGCAGACAUGUUGUUCAGUAUCCAUCCCAUGGACGGCUCUCUUUUAGUCUGGCAUGUGGACUGGUUAGAUGAAUACCAGCCGGGCAUGUUCAGACAAGCACAGGUGUCGUUUGUGUCCCGUAUUCCUGUGGCGUUCCCCACAGGGGAUGCAAUCUCCUUGAGCCACAGUGUGGUUAUGUAUGCCUGCAACAAGAACGUGGAUCUGGCCAUCCAACACGGCAGACAGCGGCCACCUGGGAGCACACUGCCUCAAACCAAAUCUGCUCUAAUAAGCUACGGAGGUCAGGGAAAAGCUGCCCCCAGCAGUAGUCUAAGACUUAGCAUUUUCACCCCCAACGUCCUGAUGAUUUCCAAACACGCUGAUGGCUCUCUGAACCAGUGGGCAGUGGGCUUCGCAGAGGACUCUGCUUUCUCCACUGUGCUCAGCGUCUCUCACAAGUCAAGGUACUGUGGUCACCGCUUCCACCUCAAUGACCUGGCCUGUCACUCAUUACUGCCUCUGCUCCUCACCACCUCGCACCACAACGCCUUGAGGACGCCGGAGGCAGACAGCAUCCUGGCCCCUCCGGACGCCUACUCCUCUGGUUUCCCUCAUCCAGCAUCUCUGCCCCGAGGGGCACGACCCAGCCGGGGGUCCCUGGGUGGAGUGUUCCAGGAUCCCAAUGCGAUCUACAGUGAACUGAUUUUAUGGAGAGUGGACCCUGUCGGCCCGCUGUCUUUGUCUGGCGGGGUCUCUGAGCUAGCUCGGAUCAAUUCCCUACAUGCUUCAGCGUUUGCUCAAGUAGCCUGGCUGCCCACAUUCAUUCCAAGCAGCUGUUUAGGUGUGUACUGUAACUCUCCCAGCGCCUGCUUCGUUGCAAGUGACGGCCACUCACUCAGGCUGUAUCAGGCUGUUAUUGAAGCUAAGAAACUCCUGAGUGAGCUCUCCAAUCCAGAGAUAUCAAAAUAUGUCGGGGAGGUGUUCAACAUCAUCAGUCAGCAAUCCACAGCAAAACCAGGGUGUAUUAUAGAGCUGGAUACCAUUACUGACUUUCAGGGAAAGGAGACCCAGCUCCUGCAUGUUUUUGAGGAGGAUCUGAUCCUCGGCAGUGAGAGAACAGCGAGCACACAGGAAACUCCUGAUCCUCCUCACACUGCCUCGAGCAAGGCGGCGUUCUCGGCACGUUUUUUCCUUGUUGUGGUCGAAUUGACCCCGACAGGUCGCUCACUCCUCCACAUGUGGCAUCUCCAUCUUGCUGCUCAACCCAUCACCAUGGAAGAGACCACGAAAGAGACGGAUGCGACCUCAGCUUCUCCUAUGAACAGCUCUACGUUUAGCUUUGACACUUUCAGUUCUCCAAUAGCUCAGAAGAGUAAACCCUGCACUUCCAAUCUGCAAAGUGCCUGUCGCCUCAGUCUCACAACACACAGGCUAUACAGCCAGGAGAUGGCUCUGCCUGAAGGGGUGGAAGCCAUCAGUGUUACUCCCUCAGCAGGUCACCUGAGUGCGUCAUGUUCUCUGCCAGCAGAUCGUGUGCCCUACCUCCUUGCUACUUCCUGUUCUGAUGGAAAGGUGCGCUUCUGGAGGUGCAAUGUCACUGCGACAGAGCCGGCCAGUAUGGACAGCUUGGUGUACCAGUGGGAGGAGUGGGCUCUGCUGGUGGAGGAGAGGCUUCCCAGCAGCAGCGCAGUAAGUGUGCAAGGUCGCCCCAUAGAGGUCAGCUGCUGUCACUCUGGACGGAUCGCAGUUGCCUACAAGCAGAUACCAAACACACCUCUGAACUCAACUCCUUAUCUGAACUCUCACCAACUGUUGACUUCUCCUCCCAAACUGGCUUCCUCCCCUUAUAUGAACAACAACACCAACACUCACCUGACCCCAACCCUGACUGUACAGCGCAGCCCAAAUCUCACCCCAAGCCAAAACGCAGCAAAUACUAGAGAACCAUUGGUCCACAUUGGAAUCUUCCAGUGCGAGUCCACUGGUGGUUCGCAGUGGAAUCUAGAGCAGACCAUAGUCCUGGACAACACAUAUCCCACACCUGGAAGUGCCAGUAACCCAGGUAACAUGGACCUCCCUGUACCUAACGACGACUGUCCUGGUUCUACUUGUAAGAGCCUUGUUCAUUUGGACUGGGUCUCCCAAGAAGAUGGGUCACACGUUCUGACCGUUGGUAUUGGGACAAAGAUUUACAUGUACGGCCGUCUCUCUGGGAAGCCUCCAGAACUCGGUGUGACAUCUGAUGCCAGUAGAGACCAGAGCUCGUCGCGCCUGGUUCUGCUUCGAUCAGUCGAUCUGGUCUCCUCUGUUGAAGGCUCGUUACCCAUUCCAGUCUCCCUCUCCUGGGUCAGGGAUGGCAUCUUGGUAGUAGGCAUGGACUGUGAGAUGCACGUCUACUCCCAGUGGCAGCCACCGGCACCAUCCAAACCCAAUGCCCCGCUUGCCCAAGACACAGACAUCAGCAGCAGCGUCUCCUCUAUCAUCUCAGCCAUCAGGCAGAGCCAGGAGGAAGGUCCCAGCUCCGGGGCCCCCAUGUCUUCACUUGCUCCUCCCAAAAAGGCCCUGACGAGAUCAAUGAUGAGCCUGGCUCAGAAACUCAGUGGGAAGAGGACAGCUUAUGACCUGCCUGUCGAGAUGGAAGAUUCUGGGCUCUUCGAAGCAGCUCACCAACUCUUUCCCACUCUGCCUCAGUACCAUCCUGUACAGUUACUGGAGCUCAUGGAUCUAGGGAAGGUUCACCGUGCCAAAGCCAUCCUGUCCCACCUGGUGAAAUGCAUUGCUGGAGAAAUUGUGGCCCUUAAAGACAGUACCACCAAUCCUGAGAAACGUGUGCGCUCUCGAACCAUCAGCGCCGGAGGCAGCACAGCCAGGGAUCGGAAGAUGUUCAGCAAAGCAGAGAACUCCAGCCCUGACUACACAGAGAUAAGCUCCAUCCCUCCUCUGCCUCUGUACGCCCUGCUGGCAGCCGAUGAGGAUACAUUACCAAAACCUGAUAAAGUGGGCAGUGUGAGUGGAGAUAGUGGGCACGGUUCUAGUCACACUGAUGUUUAUGAUGAGCUCUUUCAUACACCCACCAUUGUGGACCUGGACCCUCUGGAAGAUGAUCAAGAGGAAACGGGGAACAAGGUUAUUGACCUGUCCCAGUACAGUCCAACAUACUUUGGUCCAGAGCAUGCGCAGGUUCUGUCCAGUCACCUCCUUCAUUCCAGUUUGCCGGGCUUAACCCGUAUGGAGCAGAUGUCUCUCAUGGCGCUGGCUGACACCAUCGCUACCACAAGCACUGACCUCAAGGACAGCCAGGGCAAAAGCAAAGGUGGAGAGACGCUGGACGAGUGUGGUCUGAAGUUCCUGCUGGCCGUCAGACUCCACACCUUCCUCUCUACCUCCCUGCCUCCAGCACACCGAGCACAGCUGCUGCGGCAAGGCCUGUCAACAUGUCAUUACGCCUGGGCCUUCCACUCUGAGGCUGAAGAGGAGCUGCUCAACAUGCUGCCCGCCCUGCAGAAGGGAGCGCCCACCUGGCCUGAGCUACGCUCCAUGGGCGUGGGCUGGUGGCUGCGCAGCACCAACAAGCUACGCAGGUGUAUUGAAAAGGUUGCCAAGACGUCUUUACAAAGAAACAAUGAUCCUCUGGAUGCAGCUAUAUUUUACCUCGCCAUGAAGAAAAAGGCAGUGGUCUGGGGAUUGUACAGGUCUCAGAAGAAUGCCAAAAUGACAGAGUUUUUCCGCAACAACUUCAGCGAGGACCGGUGGAGGAAAGCGGCGCUGAAAAAUGCCUUUUCUCUGUUGGGAAAGCAGCGGUUCCAGCACUCUGCAGCCUUCUUCCUUCUAGCUGGCUCCCUUAAGGAUGCUGUGGAGGUGUGUUUAGAGAAAAUGCAGGACCUACAGCUUGCCCUGGUGAUCUCCAGAUUGUACGAGUCUGAGUUUGAGUCAGCAUCCACCUACAAAAAGAUCCUUCAGAGACAUGUUCUGGGACAAGACAAACAGAUUCCAGCCCAUCCAGACCCAUUCCUGCGCAGCAUUGCUCACUGGGUCCUUGAGGACUACAGCAGAGCCUUGGACACUCUACUUGAGCAGCCGGUGAACAGCACCAGCUCUGGGUCCACUGGGAGCAAAUGUGAUGCAGGUUCCUCAUCGGUGUCUACAUGUAACCCCGAGGUUUUCAACUUUUACACCUACCUUCGAACCCACCCUCUCCUCCUUCGUCGCCAUUUUGGCUCCUCAGACAAGGCUAAAGUUGGACUGACUGCUGAGGGUCGCAGGGCUGACUCCAUAAGCCUGGAGGAGAGGAGACUGUUUUUCACAGCUGCGUACGCACACCUGUCAGCUGGCUGCCCCAUGCUAGCACUAGAAGUCCUCUCCAAGAUGCCCAAAGUCCGCAAGCAUUCUGAGCUGCCCAACCAGGCGGAUACAGGCAUCGCUGCUGAACUUAGUGUUGGGAGCAAGAACGGACAAACAUCGGACCCGGGAUGGUCCCAGCCGGCUCUGAACGGCUACGAGUCAGACGGACACAGCUUAUCCAACAGCCAAUCAGAUUCAGUGUUAAGCUUUGACUGGAGCCAGCAGUCACUGUCACAUACAGAUGAGCACCUGGAGCUGAAGUGGGACAGCGACAAAGAUGGAGAAGAUGAGGAUGAUGAGGAACAAACUAAAAAUGUAGACAGCAGCAGUGUGUUCCAGGACACACAGGACGCCUUGUCGCCGCUAAUGGAGACAGGGACAGGUGAGGACAGGGAGGACUGCAAUGACUUCCUGGCUCCGUCGAAUGACAUCUUAGCGGCCCAGCUGAAGUUUACUGCCUGCCUGAAGAUUAUGACCAAUGAGCUCCGAACGCUGUCGACCGGUUAUGAACUGGAAGGAGGGAAGCUACGUUUCCAGCUCUACCAGUGGUUGGAGAGAGAGGUGGUGGCUCUCCAGCGUUGCUGCAGCUACAAGCCGUGCUUGCCAGAGCUGUCUGUCCAGGGUGAUGCCCCCGUUUCUGGGUUGGUGGAGGAGGAACAGCCUGGGAGUCCUCAUGGUGACAGCCAGAGGAGCAGAAGACACUGGCUGCAGAGUAACCAGCCCUUACUGAGGAUGUUUCUGAGCUACUGCAGCCUGCAUGGCUCCCACGGUGGAGGACUGGCCUCUGUGCGCAUGGAGCUCAUAUUAUUGCUUCAAGAGUCUCACCAGUAUGACUCCACUCAGCCAGCGGUGAUUCCAUGUUGUCAACCAACAUCUAUUCCUCUCCUGAUGGCGUGCACGGCCAACGUAAAGACAGUGGUGGCAAAUCCCAUCGUCUACCUCACCAAUCUGGCUCAUGACAUCUUGAAGACCAUCAAUUCACUGGACUCUCCUCCACAUCCGGAUGUGGUCAACAAUGAGAUCUAUGUGAUGCACACAUUGGCUGCCUCCCUGUCAGCUUGUAUAUAUCAGUGUCUGUGUGACGGACACACCCACAGCCAUGUGAACCAUUUCACAGGAAUCGUGUAUCAGAGUGUUUUGCUGUCCCAGAAGCAGCCAGUCAGAACGCUCAGUAUGGACGAGUCUGUUCAGCCCAACACUUCCCCUGCACAGUGGCCAGGUAUCGCCACUCUGAUUCGCCUGUUGAGCUCAGCAGGCGAGGAUAGCCAGCCAGGCUUAACCGUUCUGCUCUGUGAGAUCCUGACUGCUGUCUUCCUCAGUCUGUUUGUUCACGGCAUGGCCACUCACUCCAGCAACGAGCUGUUUCGCAUCGUGGCCCACCCACUGAACAGCAAGCUCUGGGUGACUGUGUUCGGAGGAGGCGCACGGACCCCUGUCAUCGAGAAACCCAACAGCCCAACAAGAACACCCCCACCAGCCUCACCAAGCGGCUCAGACAGGAAGUCCAGACGAUUCAGGCUCCGGUCGUCCCGCAGUGGAUCCAGGGACGAGUCUGGGAUCGAGCGGGAGAGCCCAUGCAGUCCCAAGCAUGGCCCUGUAGUGGAACAAGAAGCUACCUCCAUCUUUAAAGAACGAUUUGUCCCUCCAGAGCUCAGCAUUUGGGAUUACUUUAUCGCCAAGCCGUCGCUGCCACCAUCAGAAGACAGGAUAGAAUAUGACUCAGAGGAGAGCCAGGACAGUCAAGAUGAAGAGGAAGAUGAUAAUGAAUAUGAAGAUGUGUUUGACCCCAGCUCUCCACAGAGAGAGCACUCAAACCACAAUUCAUACAGUUGGUGUUUGAUGCGACUGGCAAUGGUUCAGCUGGUGUUGGUCAACCUCAAGUCCUUUUACCCAAUGGCAGGAUAUGAUCUACUAGAUCUGCCCGUGGGCUCUCCUCUUUGUCACGCUGUGCUGAAGACGCUGCAGCGAUGGGAGCAGGUGCUACAGAAAAGGCUGGAGAUCUUCGGGGGCCCCCCAUCCACGUACAUCUCCGCCCCCCUCCAGGAUGAAACCGCCGCACCGGGCCCCGCCCUGCUCAGGCACAAGGCCCUGUUUGAACCAUCCAACACCCCGUUCAGAACUAGCCACCAUUCUGCACUGCCAGUGAAGCGUCUGUGGCAGUUUCUGGUCAAGCAGGAAGAAGUGCAGGAGACUUUCAUUAGAAACAUUUUUACCAAGAAACGGGACCCGAAUGAGUCGGGUGAGGACGGGACUGACAAUAUGAAAUGUUCAGGGAUGGAGGAGACAGGAAACAAUCAGACUGAGUCAGGUCUGGCCUCCCCCGGAGGAAAGGCACGCAUCAUUCACAAGGAAUCUGACAUCAUCACGGCCUUUGCCAUCAACAAGGCAAACCGUAAUUGUUUAGUCAUGGCAUCCACCCAUGACAUUCAGGAGUUGGAUGUGUCAUCCAUCUUGGCCACACAGAUCAUGACAUGGAUCGAUGACGAUGACGCAGAUGUCAAAAGUGUUGGUGGUGAUGACUUCCUGGUGGUCCAUGCACGUGACGACUUUGCUGCCCUCCACGGCACCACACCGUACACUCACAGUAGCCCCGGUACACCCAUCAACAUGCCGUGGCUGGGAGGAGUGCAGACAGGCCGGGGUGCUGCUGUGAUGAUCAAAAGAAACAUCAACAAUGUGAGAAGGAUGACCUCCCAUCCCACACUGCCCUACUACCUGACAGGAGCUCAGGAUGGAAGUGUCAGGAUGUUCGAGUGGGGUCACUCCCAGCAGAUCAUCUGCUUCAGAAGUCCAGGCAACUCCAGAGUCACCAGGAUACGAUUCAACCACCAGGGAAACAAGUUUGGUAUUGUCGAUGCUGAUGGAGGUUUGAGUCUCUGGCAGACCAACACAAGUGGGAAUGCCCCUAAACCAUACCUGACGUUGCAGUGCCACAACAAGACAGCUCACGACUUUGUCUUUGUGGGCUCCUCCUCCCUCAUUGCCACUGCAGGUCUUUCAACAGACAACAGGAACGUGUGUCUGUGGGACACCCUGGUAACUCCUGCGAACAGCCUGGUACAUGCUUUCUGCUGCCACGAGUCCGGAGCUACCGUGCUCUCGAUGGCCUCCAGGCAGCAGCUGCUUAUCACAGGUGGGAGGAAAGGCUGGAUCAGCGUACUGGAGCUUGCCCACAGGCACCAGCGUCAGAGCUUCCAGGCCCACGACUCGCCUGUCAAAGCUCUGGCUGUCGCUCCGACUGAGGACUGCUUCAUCAGUGGAUCAGCUGAGGGCAACAUUAAGAUCUGGAGCCUGGCCACACAGUGUCCGCUCUACACCUUCCCCAACGAACACGCUCGCCAGUCGUUGUUCAGGAACCUCGGCACGGGCGUCAUGCAGAUCGAGGUGGGGCCGACCAAUCACAUCUUCUCCUGCGGCGCCGACGGAACCAUGAAGAUGAGGGUCCUCCCCAACCGCUUCAGUGUCAUCAAUAACAACAACAACAACCACGGGAACCUCAAGAACGACGUCAAGUUCAUCAUAUAGAAGAAUAAGGUGGUUAAAGCAAUUUAUUAGAAAAAACAUUUGAAGUUGACAGCACUCUCGCUGUGGAAAUACCUUAAUGUGGCGGCCAUGCCGUGACGGAACAAUGACGUCUAGUGUUAUGAACAGUGUGAAUGAAGAAUGGCUUUCAUGCCAACACAAGAUGGCACAUGCAUAGGAUUUACAGAGUGAGAUCCGGUGAGUCGUCUGGCCCCGGGGGCCCAAGAGUGAAAUGAUCGCAUCCGCUGCUCUUUGUAUAGGACAUGAACACAAGCCGACCAAACGCAGGAGCCUCUACAAGUGUUCUAAACUGUAGUGGAAGUUAAAGUGGGCAAAGGAUAACGACCAAGGGUACAGUCGCUCAGAAUAAACUGAACGAGAGACAAAAAAAAAAUGCAGCCGCAGAUUCUCUGAAACAAACUGCCAUCUCAGUGAGGACUGAACAGCACAUGCAGAACCUUUCUUUUUUGCACAGGAAGUGAAGUUGUAGAAGGAGCAAUGGCAAGAGAAUGUGAAGCUAAAAGCUGCAGCGUUAUUCUUCUUAGACAGUAUCACCAUAUCUAUUAGUUUAUAUUAGUAAAUCAGUUAUGAUGGUGUAAGCUGGAAUCACUUCUGGAGCGUUAAGGUGAUCAAAUACAGUAGACUGUGUAUGCAGUGUAUCAUACUGAGACGCUUAGUGAUUCCUUUAAGGGUUUCAAACUGUCGAACCCACUCAGCACAAUGCAGUAAGGCCAGUGGACGUCGUACAAAGCACAUUAUAUCCAGCCACAGUGAGUCCAGACGCAUUAUUGUGCUCCAAAUACCUUUUUUAACACAAAUUAGACAGCUUGGUUAGAAAAGCAGAGAACGAUCAAACCACACUUUUAGGAAUUACAGGAUAUCAAUUUCACAUCACUAUUAUCAUUUCACAUUUUAAAUGUAGGCAUUUGGCUGACAUCCGUCUCCAGCCUGACUCGAAACGAACACGGAAAACAGAUUUUUAUAAAGGUAGAAAGAAUAAACGGCUAUCUCUCAAGACUAAAACUAUGCAAAUACACUUUCUGGUGGAGCGAUGUCACUAGAUGAGAAAAACAACAACCCUCUUUGUACGAGAGAUAAAUCAAAUUUCUCAUUCAGCGUCAACUCUCCGCCAGAAAGGGAAUAAGCAUAUUUCCCAAAACGUAGAGUAAUGUGAAAGUUUUCCCAACAGUUUCUUAAUUUUAACGACUACCUGAUUAUGACAUAUCUCUCACUUCAUUUGCACAUAAUUCACAUGAAGCUAAAUUAUACGAGGUGGAAUGUAUAUAACUAUACGAGGCUGGAUGUCAGUAAAGCAGUCCAAGCCUUUGGUAUUAAGGUUAAUAUACAUGUGUAGUAAGACUUUUGUUUAUCCCGGCCUAGAUGAAACCAGUGGUAUUAAUAUUAUUAUAAGUGUCCUUAAUCUCUGAAAACUACUUCUACCAUAGUGGCACAGUACUAUAGUACAGGUGGUCCUGAUGAUAUUGAUUAUUAUUGAAGUUAAAUGACAGCUACUUUGUGCAACCCAAUAAGGCCCUCAUUGGUAUUGGACACCACAAAUAAUACCUUUUUUUUUUUUUUUUUU
Molecule: messenger RNA, 11355 nt
Organism: Anoplopoma fimbria (sablefish)
Lineage: Eukaryota; Metazoa; Chordata; Actinopteri; Perciformes; Anoplopomatidae
Product: dmX-like protein 1
Exons: 51
Coding region: 465-9776 (3103 amino acids)
Biological process (GO): vacuolar acidification
Cellular component (GO): RAVE complex
Molecular function (GO): protein binding
Source: RefSeq, a predicted model, not a curated record